Molecule: messenger RNA, 1064 nt
Organism: Portunus trituberculatus (swimming crab)
Lineage: Eukaryota; Metazoa; Arthropoda; Malacostraca; Decapoda; Portunidae
Exons: 4
Coding region: 381-941 (186 amino acids)
Source: RefSeq, a predicted model, not a curated record
UCUAUAUAGGGUCCUGCGUCCCUGCCCACCCAGAGUCCUUCUCCGCGGACUGGCAGACCAAGACGGAGGAAUGCGACCGCCGCGCUGCCGCCCGAGCUGCACAGGUGCAGGCUCACUAUGACCAGCACGCCAGGCCCCUCCCCAAGCUGUGCAUUGGAGCCACAGUCCGCAUCCAGGACCCUGUGUCUCUCCGCUGGGAUAAGUCGGAACACCCAAGCCUCAUUGACGUAGUGCAGCUUGAUGUGACGAGUGAGGGGGCAGUGCAGGCAGCCGCUCAACACAUACAGCAGACCCAUGGCAAGGCACUGGACCUUCUCAUCAACUGCAGUGCCAUUCUCAGCCCCUCAGGACGUGGCGAGACCAGCCUGAGAGACGUUUCCAUGAAGGAGUGUACAACAAGGGGCGGUGUAUACGACGAGGGACAAGGUCGGGUCAUGCCGGCCAUCCCUAAACAUGGAGCAAGCAAGUCUCGGGCGUCAGUCAGGAGGUGGAGCACGACCCGCCACAAAUCUGGCACAGGCGUCCCUACAACUGCGCAACUGCGCAUUACCAACUUCGUGGAGGCGCAUGUGUUUCACUCUCUUCAGAAGGUGACGCAGACCGAGGAGGCGUGUGGUUCGGCACAGGUCCUGCCACUACUGGAGGGAGAACCAAACCAGCGUGUCCUAACACCCUCAACCUGCGGCAGGAAACUGGCUCUUCUUGCACUGGAAGACACAAACUGUCUGCGCCUUUCAUGGAGGGAUUGGACCCUGCCUCUCACCAGCUCUGACCUGGCAACACUCGGCGUCAUCCAGGGAGGGAGGACAGGACAGGACAGCCUUGCUUCAUCUAACCUAACCAAUACAUGUUGCUGCGUCAUCCAGGGAGGGAGGGAGGACAGGACAGACUGCCUUGCUUCAUCUAACCUAACCAAUACAUGUUGCCAAUCACUCUUGUAAUGUUAUUUAUUAUUCCUUCCAUCUAAUGUGAAUAUGCCCACAUGUGUAAUGUUGUUAUUCCUUAUGUUCUGUGAUGGACCCACAUGACUGUUAGUACUAAUAAUAAAUCAUAAUAAGAAAAUU